AUGAUUGCAACAAGACUAACUUUAAAACGAUACUCAGAUGUAAUAUUUCAUCGAUCAAAACAAGCAACUACUACUCGACCUUCGCCUUAUCAUCCAAGACAUCAUCGAGCAACCAAAAUACCUGCACAUGAUAUUUCAUUUAUUGAUAACGAUUCAAAUGAUAAUUUUGAAGAUGUUGAUGAGACGACGAAGUUUAAAUAUACUGACCGAACCGCUCAUGGAUCACAAGCACGUCCGGGACUUUCGGCAUAUGGACGUAUGCAAGCGCCUAUACUAUCGUUUGAUGACGAAGGAGACAUUCCAAUACCUGAAAAGCAAACGAAACUUUUUCCUUCGUCUUACGAUGGGCAGCCUAAUGAUUCUGGCAAUCAAUUGACGAUUUUAAAACCAGGCCCUGGUAGUGUAUCAAUUGAACGAACACGAAAAGGCAAAUUUCGACAUGCUCUACGGACUGUUUCAAAAGUUGCUUUUAGUCAAUUAGGAUUAGGAUGUCUUGUCGUUGGCUAUGUCAUUCUUGGCGGAUUGAUAUUUGAUGCCAUUGAAUCACGUUAUGAGCUCGAACAUUUAGAAGAAAAAGAAAAAAAUCGUCAACAUUUUGUUGAUCAAUUAUACUCACAUGCUUAUAGAGAAUUUAAUCGUGUAUUAAAUCAAACAUUUGAAUUAAAAUAUGCGCUCUGGCGUGGUGGCAUAUCCCGGCAUGAUGAACAUAAUAAUGGCUGGCAAAUAGAUGUAGAAUCGGAUCUAUGGAAACGUCUUAUUGACUAUGAACUAUUACAAUAUUUUGGUGCCGAAGAAAAAACUCAAUACGGUAAUGAUCAACAACAACAGGAACAAAAUACGGUUGAAGUAUGGACAUUUUCUAGUGCUAUGCUUUAUUCAGCAACUGUCAUUACAACAAUCGGCUAUGGAAAUAUUACGCCGAAGACUACGGAAGGAAAAAUUGCAACAAUGAUUUAUGCAAUGCUCGGCAUUCCGUUAAUGUUUAUGUGUUUGACCUAUACAGGUGAUUUAUUGGCUGAUGCUUUUAUAACUGGUUAUUCAAAAAUAGUUAAUUUUCUUUGUCGACGUUUAUGCCGUAGGCAUUUACGAUCUUGUCUAUCGCUUCAAGGAGGGCAAAGUUUAGAACAGACUGAAAAUGAACGUGAAGAAACGCGGCAUGUGCCUAUUGUAGCUACAUUAGGCGUUCUUGCGCUUUAUAUAGCAAUGGGUGCCUUUCUUUUUGCUCGAUGGGAAAAUUGGCAUGUACUCGACGGAGCUUAUUUUUGUUUUAUAACAUUUACAACCAUCGGUUUCGGAGAUCUCGUACCCGGCAAAGGUACUUUGGCUGAAUCGAAAGCAGGUAAAGCAGCAAUAUGUGCCAUAUUUCUCUUGUUCGGUAUGAUUGUAAUGGCCAUGUCAUUUAAAUUAAUGCAAGAUGAAAUUAUGUCAAAAUUUCGUAAAAUUGCAAGACGUUUUGGUAUUAUUAAACAGCAUACACAAGAUCCGAGCUCAAGCAAUCUAGGUUAA
Molecule: messenger RNA, 1506 nt
Organism: Rotaria socialis
Lineage: Eukaryota; Metazoa; Rotifera; Eurotatoria; Philodinida; Philodinidae
Source: the annotation of a GenBank genome assembly